GAGGAGUCAGAGGGGGAUGGGGACUGUGGCCUGACAGGACCACCCGCUCUGGUGGGCUCCUAUGGCACCUCCCCUGAGGGUAUCGGCGGCUACAUCCAUUCUCAUCGGCCCCUGGGCCCUGGAGAGUUUGAGUCCUUCAUUGACGUCUACGCCAUCCGGAGUGCUGAGGGGGCCCCCCAGAAGGAGGUGUAUUUCAUGGGUCUCAUCGACAUCCUGACACAGUAUGAUGCCAAGAAGAAAGCAGCUCAUGCAGCCAAAACUGUCAAGCAUGGGGCUGGGGCAGAGAUCUCUACUGUCCAUCCUGAGCAGUAUGCUAAGCGAUUCCUGGAUUUUAUUACCAACAUCUUUGCCUAAGAGACUGCCUGACUCCAUGCUGACUGCUGCUUUAUCUUCAAGGUGGCAGGGUUCUGAGAGGCUUGGGGAAAUUGUGGAUAUGCUGAUCACUACUUCUUUUCCUCCUUUGUUAAAUUCCAGCUACAGGCUCCUUGCAUCCAGAUAACUCCAUCUUGUUGAGUAGGCUCUUCCUCACCCUCAGAAAUACACUAUCCUAUCUCCCCCUG
Messenger RNA from Leptonychotes weddellii (Weddell seal), 560 nucleotides. The record is from RefSeq and is a predicted model, not a curated record. NCBI's taxonomy places the organism in Eukaryota, Metazoa, Chordata, Mammalia, Carnivora, Phocidae.